Messenger RNA from Trachymyrmex cornetzi, 1980 nucleotides. RefSeq names its product 4-nitrophenylphosphatase. The record is from RefSeq and is a predicted model, not a curated record. The transcript is spliced from 8 exons. Gene Ontology annotation, cellular component: cytoplasm. Lineage: Eukaryota; Metazoa; Arthropoda; Insecta; Hymenoptera; Formicidae. The coding region runs from base 742 to 1869 and encodes 375 amino acids. Gene Ontology annotation, molecular function: phosphatase activity.
UGUUAAUAAAGGUUUGCCCUUUUGCAUCGGAUAUCUUAUUACAGAGAAUAAAAGUGUCCAAGAAAUAUUUUACGAAAUACACAUCCGUCGAUCACGGCGACGUUCUCCACGCUUCCAUGCUUGUUACGCGACGAAUGUUUCUAUGUACGUGUACAAUGUUAACCUGAUAGCCUGCGAAUUGCUGUGCGGCGAAUCGCGCCAUGUAGGAGUAUAAUGGGGUUCAUCUCUUGUCUAGUCAGGGUUAUAAAUAAAUAAAUUUGUCAUUUAGUCAUUUCACUCUUAUCGCUGUGAAUACGUAAGAUACCUUCUUUUUUGUUCAUCGAGAGCCCGAACGAGCGGACGGAAUUAAUAAUGAUUUCCAUAGAUACGUCAAAAGACGAUAAUUAAAUGUAUGAUGCGAUCGUCCAUAUUAAUGUGUUACCAUCGAUUGCUAUUAUUAUUACUUGUCAUUAUUAUCGAAUGCAAAUUAUUAUGAUUGCGACUAUUAUUAUCUAUUAGUUACUCACUACAGCUAUAUAAUACCUUUGUAAAUGAGAAUCAAGACACACUGAGGGCUAGGGAAAAGAGAAACUUAAUAAAUUGAAAUUCUAUUAACCCAAAGGCGUUUGACUGUUAUUUAAGUGUAUUUAUUUUAUUCCCAACAGCGAUGAAAAAACAUUAAAGAAAUAAAGAAAGAAAAGGUCGCAGCGUACAUAACACAAAACUUCGUUGCAUAUAAGUCUUAUAUACCCGUCUUCAACGAUGUUAUCGAAAACUAAACACUCAGUAAUUCUCAUUUUUUCCAAGCGAAAGUCUCAUAUUGCUGAGAAAAUAGGAUCCACUUGGUCCAUAAUAUCGAAGAACUUUCAAGAAAAUAAUAGUGUUUCAAAAUCGUUUACGAAACGACCUACCAUGUCUAAGACCAAGGACAUUACCAAGCUGUCGACUGAACAAUUGCAAAAGUUUCUAACAUCCUUUGACACAGUGAUGUGCGACAUCGACGGAGUCCUAUGGCAAGUCGAUAAACCAGUUGAAGGUGCUUCGGAGUCUUUAAAGAUAUUACAAAAGCUGGGAAAACAAGUAUAUCUAAUAACAAAUAAUAGCAGCAAGACAUCAGAAAAUUUCUAUAAAAGCCCUCAAUGUAUCAGUUUAAAUUUAAGUUCAGACCAUAUAAUCAACCCUAUAAAAUCUAUUAUUUGGUAUUUGAAGAAAAUUGAUUUCCGCGACGAAGUUUUUGCCAUUGUUUCCAGUUUCUCUCGGAAAAAUUUCAGAGAGGCAGGAAUACGAUUAACGGAGCAACCAAAUGUUUCGGAAACAAAUCCAUCUGCAACUAUAAAAGAGGUCUUGGAUCGACCAUCCGUCAAAGCUGUAAUUGUUGAUUUUGAUAUCAAUUGGAACUGGUCAAUGCUAGCUUUGGCUAUAUCGUGUCUCAAACGUAAGGAUGUACUGUAUAUAGCAGGACCAGCAGACCAAUGGUUCCAAGUACAAGCAUUACCUCAAAUUAAAAUCUUGGGUCCUGGACCGUUGCUGAACGUUAUCAGCGCGCAGAGUGGAAGACAGCCGAUUUCAUGUGCUAAACCUAGUCAAAACUUAAAAGAUUAUAUCUUAGAUAAAUGCAACGUGACGAAUCUGAAAAGAUGUUUAUUCAUUGGUGACACGGUUAAUCAAGAUAUGAAGUUUGCCUCGAUGUGCGGAUUCACAAAACUUUUUGUCGGUACGGGAUGUGAUACAUUGGAGCAGGCACAAAAAGAAGAUGAUACCCAUCCGGACUAUUAUAUUUCUAGUUUAGGUCAACUAUUUUCCGACUUAACGGUUAAAAAUGUCAACGUAUCGUCAAUCACAAAGAUAGUUGAUAGUUCAUGUCCAGAUAGAGAAAAAAUUAAUAAUUAAUGACAAAUAUAAUCAGUCGCUUAAAUUGGUAAUGCUAAUUAUAAAUAAUUAUGUAUAUUAGUUAAUAUAUUGGAACGUUAUUGUGGAAUUAUAUCACAAAUCGCAUUUUAA